Phytophthora sojae is the source of this 462-nucleotide messenger RNA. RefSeq lists its product as hypothetical. NCBI's taxonomy places the organism in Eukaryota, Oomycota, Peronosporomycetes, Peronosporales, Peronosporaceae. The transcript has a single exon. Bases 1 to 462 code for a protein of 153 amino acids. The record is from RefSeq and is a predicted model, not a curated record.
AUGAAGCUGUUCUCGUUUCUUCUCGCCGCUGUUGUCGCCGCAACGCUCACCUCUGUGGAGGCUGGCAAGAUCAAUCAUGACAAGGUGCAGCCAUUCCCUCAGCCGGUUCCCAUCACCGCCUCGGAGAAGGCUGCCAUCAAGUUCAAACCGAGUCUCCAGAUAGUCAAAGGAUGCCACCCGUACCCUGUCGUUAAUGCGGCGGGUGAGACGAGCGGGGGGCUGAAAGGAACUGGGAAACCCGACGGCGAAUGCAAAGGAUCAAGUCUUGGGUCGCAAGUGUCGGCCGCGCUGACUGGUACAAGGGCAAGUUUGCCAUCCUGUACGCGUGGUAUUUCCCUAAGGACCAAGGUUUAUGGUCUUGGAUCGGUGCCGGGCCUGGGCACAUGUGACCCUGUGUUCGACUCCUACCCCGGGAAGGCCUGCCGAAGAUCAAGUUUGCGUCCGUUGGAGUGCGAGCUCUAG